GAUCAUACACAUCAUUCAACCAAACAACAAAUUAUACACUCAAAAUAUAUACCAAACCCUAGUAAUUAAGCUCAGUGAUAGUACAUCCUUAAAAUUUACUACACUUCAAUUCCCUAUCAACUCUUUUAGACAAAAUGGAAAGAGGUGGUUAUGGUUCCGAAAACACCGGCUAUGGUGCCACUGAAGGCAACCGCUAUGGCUCUGGAGGCUAUGGUGAAACUGAGACAGAAGGCAACCGUUAUGGCUCUGGUGGUGGUGGUGGCGGCUAUGGUGAGUCAGAAGGCAACCGCUAUGGCUCUGGUGGUGGUGGUGGUGGCUAUGGUGGUGAGACAGAAGGCAACCGCUAUGGUUCCUCAGACUACAACACUGGUACCGGUGGUGUUGGUGGUGGUGGGUAUGGGUCCACUGAGGGUAACCGGUAUGAAUCCGACAACACCACCGGUGGUGAGUAUGGUGGUGAGACGAAAAAGUAUGAAGAGGAAGGUGGCUACAAAAAUAGUGAUGAGAUGAGUAGUGAAGAGCCAGCUAGGGAUUAUGAUAAGGAAGAGAAGAAACAUAAGCAUCUUGAACAACUUGGUGGCCUUGGUGCUGUUGCUUCCGGUGCUUAUGCUAUGUAUGAGAAGCACCAAGCAAAGAAGGACCCAGAGAAUGCACACAAGCACAGGAUAGCUGAAGAAGUGGCAGCUGUUGGGGCGGUCGCGUCCGGGGGUUUUGCUUUCCAUGAGCAUCACGAGAAGAAGGGUGUUAAGGAGGAUCGAGAGGAGGCCGAAGAGGCGGAGGGCAAGGAAAAGAAGCACCAUUUCUUCUAAUUUUAAUCAACCCCUUUAAAGUUUAAUAUACUAUGCUUUUUUUUUUUUUUUUUUUUUAAAUGUUUUAAUUUUCCCUUAAAAACAAAACAAAAAAAAAAAUGGUUUUUAUUUUGGUACUCUUUUUAUUGUAUUGUCAUGGGGAAAAUUAAAACACUUAUGUUGUUAAUUGGUGUUUAAGUGAUAAGCCUCAUGUUAUUAUCUUAAUUAGUUACAAUAUUAUUUGUUGUAAUUAAGUUCGUGAAUGAUAAAUAUUAUUUGUUGUAAUUAAGUUCGUGAAUGAUAUGUUUGGCUUGUAUCUUUAGUUACUUAUCACCAAACAGGUUAUAUCUGGUUGAUUGUAAUUAGUGAUGUGUUAAUAAUAAUAUUAUUAUUAUUACUUGUAGUA
This is a messenger RNA of Chenopodium quinoa (quinoa), 1194 nucleotides long. RefSeq names its product probable peroxisomal membrane protein PEX13. Bases 135 to 809 code for a protein of 224 amino acids. The transcript has 2 exons. The record is from RefSeq and is a predicted model, not a curated record. Lineage: Eukaryota; Viridiplantae; Streptophyta; Magnoliopsida; Caryophyllales; Amaranthaceae.